UCCACAUGUCUGUCCCUAAUGUUAGACUUUCUCUCUCUUCUCAACCAAAGUUUCUUCUUUUCUUCCUUUUUCUUCAUUUUCACACAAAUUUCAAGAACACCCGUUUCACAAAAUCUCAACUUUUCUUCAUCAAUGGCGGAUCCAAUCCCAAUCACAAAACCCCAUUUGCGGAUCCAACCAAAACCAAUCAAAAAAGGUAACUCUUGUUCAGAUUUCAUCAUAAAGUUUCUAUUUUUAGCAAUUUUCAUCAUUGUUCUUCCACUUUUUCCUUCACAAGCUCCUGAAUUUUUGAACCAACCCAUACUCACCAAGUUAUGGGAGCUUCUUCACCUUCUUUUCAUUGGCAUUGUUGUUGCUUAUGGUCUUUUUAGUAGAAGAAAUGCUGAAUUAGAAACUAAUGAUAGUGAUAAUAAUAGUGCUAAUUAUGUUUCUAAGUUUUUUCCUGCUUCAACUAUUUUUGGUGAUGAAUGUGAAAUUGAGAAUUCAUGUGGGUUUGAUGAGAAUAAGAUGAUGCAUUGUUGGAAUGAUGGGUCUAACUCUAAUGAGGGUGGUAAUAGUAGUACUGCUGGUGUUUUUGAUGAACAGUACAAUACCGAAAAAUUGUCGAAUUCUGAUGAUAAUUUUGGUUAUUCAGUUGGUUUUGAUGGUGGAAAUGAUGGAACUAAUGUGGUUCAAUCUUGGAAUUCUGAGUAUUUUUAUAGUGAGUCUGUUGUUGUUGCUCAACCUUACUUUGGUAAUGUUGAAUGUGGUGAGGUUGUUGGUCAUAAACCUCUUGGAUUGCCGGUUCGAAGUUUGAAAUUGGUUGAAAGAGAAGUGGAUGGUGUUCGUAAAUAUUUCAAUGAAAAUGGAAGUGAUUCGAGUUUAGGUUCAAGGCGUUCAUCUAAGAGGUUAGAUGUGAUUGAAGAUAGGGAAUUUGGAGAUAUGGAUCCUACCAAUUUGGAGGAAAAGUUUAAUGAUGCUUCUGUUGGUGUUGGUGGAAUUGCUUCACCUUCGCCUAUCGACUGGAAUUCGAGGUUUGGAAGGAUUGAAAGGGAAAACGUUUAUGGCAAUGUUAAUGGUCCAUUGCAGUUUCGGCCUCUUUCGGUUGAUGAGACUAAGUUUGAAGGACUUGGCACGUACUCUUCACAGUCUACAACAUCUUUCUCUUCUAAUGCUGGUAUGUAUUCUUCUUCGUUUGAUUCGAUUGCAUCAGAUAAUAUCAAUAUGUAUUCCUCUUCGUUUGAUUCGAUUGCAUCGGAUAAUAUCAACACGGGUUUUCAAGAGGAAGAAAUGAGACAGCAGAAGGAGGAAUCCUAUGUGCCUGCUUUGGAAAAGAAGAAUUUUCGAGACAACAGUGUGAGACGGAGGAAGACUUCUUCGUUUGUGCCUGCUCGAGAAAAUAUGAUUUUCGAAGAGGAAGGUAUGGAACAAAGGAUUCAAAGAAGAGAUUCGGGGAAGAAGGUAUCCGAGGGCCGAUCUUUAAGAAACAGAAGAGUAGGUACUAAAGGGAAGCAUGCUGCAAAUUUAAGGCCAAUGUCUGUUGAUGAAACUCAAUUUGUCGAAUUGCUUAGUUCACAGUCUUUCCAGUCAACAGGAUCUUUUUCUGCCAACGCGAGAAUGUAUUCUUCGAUGGACUCAAUUUCUUCAGACACUAUAGACUUCCAAGAGGAAGUUGUGGAACAAAAAGAGACUUCCCCUUUGCAUACUUCAGAAAAUAUGAAUAUCCAGGAGGAAGAUAUGCAUACUUCGGAAAAUAUGAAUUUCCAGGAGGAAGAUAUGGAGCACAAUAACACUUCCUAUGUGCAUGCUUCAGAAAAUGUCGGUUUCCAAGUGGAAGAUUUGGGACAAAAGAAGACUUCAUUUGUGCCUUUUUCUGAAGAUAUGAAUUUCCAUGAGGUGGAUUUGGCGACGAAAAUUUCUCAGGUAUCUUCAGGAAAUGAAACAAUGGAACUUAGAGGGAAAUAUGCUGCUGUUUCUCAUCCUUCGCAUUUCAGGCCAAUAUCUGUUGAUGAAACUCAACUUGAGUCACGUAUUUCACGGUCUUUACAGUCUGUGGGAUCUUUCUCAUCUCACACGAGUAACACAAGUUUGCGUUCUUCCGUAGAUUCUGUUUCAUCAGAAAAUAUGAAUCCGCUGCAGGAAGGUUUAGGGGAAAAGAAGAGCUUGCAUGGAUCUUCUUCCUCUUCUUCUUCGUCUUCUUCAAGUUCACCUUCAUCUUCGGCUAGAAGGAAUGCCGAAACUUCAUUGCAGCCAUUUGUUAGCUUGCUACACGAUGACAUGAAGAGUAAUCUGAAUGAUGACUUCAAGAGUAAAAGUGGGACCGCAGGCGAGGAUCCAUCUGGGAACAAAGAGUCGGUGAUGCAUGGUUUGCAUUCGGACUCAGACAGGCCAACAAGUCUAGCAAAAGCUCUGUCAAGGGGGAAAUCAGUUAGAACAAGAAGAGCCAGUGGAUUGCCUUCAGGGACGACGAAAGUUGAUGAAACGUCUAGCAAGCAAACCGAUGAAAAGGUUGUUGUAAAGAAGCAGAAUAAUGUUGAUACAGCAAUGAGAAAAGAUAAAAUGAGAAGUAGAGAACCAGAUCUUCUAUUCAAAGGGAUCAGUAAGAAAACUCUUGAUUGCUAUUUUCCUAACCAUGAUGAGAUUAUGUUGCCGAGUCAUCGUAAGAGAGAUAAACCAGAACCAUCCAAGAGUGAGUAUAAGGAAGACUCGGACAACAAGCUUGAGAGCCUCCAGAGUAGCUCGGACGAAGAUGUGGUGUCUGAACAUGUCAAUGAUUCAGGAUUGGAUUCUGAGGUGGAUAAGAAAGCUAGUGAAUUUAUCGCCAGGUUCAAAGCUCAAAUUAGGCUUCAGAAAAUUGGAUCAAUUGAAAGAUCAAAAGGUCAAAAAAUCUUUGGUGAUAACAAUGUUAGGUGACUUGUAAACUAUAUUGUUGUACUCUCCAUUAGUUCAUUUAACCAGAUGAAUAUGAAGUUCAUCAAGAGGUUUUUUCAAUAUCGUGUUUCAUUGAGCUUUCUUCAUUUUAGGAGAUCCUGUUUAUAGUUCAAAUUCUGUUAUUUUGUGGCAGCAGAACUUCCACUUGUUUAUUUUCACAUACAACUAAUUGCUUUCUUGUGCCUCUUUUUCUUUCCCAAGUUAAAUAUUACCAUCUUUAUUUUC
This is a messenger RNA of Medicago truncatula (barrel medic), 3135 nucleotides long. RefSeq lists its product as uncharacterized. Bases 19 to 2892 code for a protein of 957 amino acids. The record is from RefSeq and is a predicted model, not a curated record. The transcript has a single exon. NCBI's taxonomy places the organism in Eukaryota, Viridiplantae, Streptophyta, Magnoliopsida, Fabales, Fabaceae.